AUGGGGGACUAUUACCACCACUUUCUCACCUCCAUGUCCGGAGUGGCAGCCAGCCAGAACAUGAGUCCACAGGAUACCCAUUCUCCUCAAUUCCCCGGCGGCCAGAUGCCCAUGAUGGGCGGCGCAAUGCCGGGACCUUAUCCCAACCUUGGAUACUUCACUGGCUUUCCCGACCCCGUCGGGCUCAGCGCCCCCAAAUCCUCCCGCAAUCGAAGAAAGUCGGCCCCCGGUAUUGACCAUGUCAAGCACCGACGCACAAGGUCAGGCUGCUACAUGUGCAGAAGUAGAAGAGUUAAGUGCGACGAGAGUCGGCCGAUAUGCGACAGAUGUCGCAAGGGCAGCCGUGAGUGUAUAUACCCAGAACCUCCAGCAACCAAAGGCUCGGCAGCACAGACGGCAACUUCGAAAGAAGGCAACACCACACAGCAAGCCAGUCCCGACUCUUCCAACGAUGCAGAGGAUGGAGAGGAGGAAACAGAACCCGCCGGUCUUGACACGAUUAUUGACGAAGACGAGGGUGACGAAGAUUCUCCGCACAAACACUUUGCAGGCCCCAGCAGAAGCAGCACAGCUUCUUCAUUCAGCCUUCAGCGCUCAGGAGGAACCCGUGGAAGCUCCGAAACACCCUCGCAUGAAGGAACCAAGAGUGCCUCGCCCUCGGCAUCGGUGGGGACCUCGAGCAGUCAAGCCACGACUACAUACGCGAUGCCAAAUCUGGGAGUGCUUUUUGUGAGCGGCCACGUCGAUUGGUCUCAUCUUCCCCUCGACAUUCGACAACACCUCGAGUACUUUUGCGAAAAUAUCACCCACUAUCAUUAUUGCAUGCUGGCCGACGCACAAGAGGUGUUUCGUAUACAUCUCCUUAACUAUGCGUUGCGAAACGAAGCUCUGCUUUACGCGGUCGUUGGGUUCGCCGCUUAUCACCGCACAAUUCAGGACCCUGACGGAAAGAUGGAGGACUUUUUGAAGUAUUACAACAAGAGUGUCAUCUUAUUGCUUAACUCUCUCAAGAGAAGAGAAAAGCACGACGUGACCACUCUUCUUACCGUGCUCCAACUGGCGACGAUCGAGGAGUACUUGGGCGACUGGAUCAAUCUGAUGGGUCACCAAAAGGCUGCGUAUGAGAUGCUGAUACACCUAUUUUCUCCCGAAACCGCCAAUCAUAGCCCAGUUGGCCGCAUGAUCGUGUCUUGGUACGGCCGAUUCGAUAUCUUCAUCGCCCUCAUGGGCGGGUUUCCGACGAUGCUGCCGAGGCAGUGGUUCACGACAAACGUCGAGUACUGCGAUAAACAGGCUGCCGUGGACGAAGACAGCAUGCAUUGGAAAUUGGAAGCAGAGUCUGGCAGGCUCAGGGUUAUCUCCAGGGAUAUGUCAACUUUGUUUGCGCGAGGGAGCAGGGGGCAAAUAUUACCGGAAGAUUUCGCCCUGGAGCACGAACGGAUUCAAAAAGCGCUUCACGACUGGAAAGACGGCUGGGACCACGAGAUGACCGACCCGGCCAACUUCGUUACGGACUUCAGCCAUGCGCGGCCGCUGACGGAGGAAGACAUUGUGGACCCCUUUGCGCCGGGCAUCCUAUACAACUUCCCAGCUUUCGCCACAACGAUGCUCACCGGCGAGUGGAACUCUACGACGAUGAUGCACAAAUGCCAAUCGCCAACAACAAAACGGAUGGAGCUAUAUCAAGAACUGAUGGGCCACGCGUACGCGAUCUGCCAGAUCUUCGAAGCUGUCGAAAGCUGGCCCUCAAAACCGAAGGGCAGCCUCAUCACAAUCCAGGCAUGUGUUGCUCUCUCGGCCUUAUUUCUGCCGCAUGAUCCCAAGCAUCACAUGUGGAUCAGACGCAAAUUCGCGUUGUUGGAGACCAUGGGAUACAUCCACCCGAUCACUCUGCGAUCCAAGAUGGCCGAGCUGUUCCAGGAGCCGUCCUGCGUGCGCUGGUGGCUGCCUGACGACGACGGAUUCACGCCCAUCCUCCAGAGUGUUCGCACCUUCGCGGAUGAGCGCAAUGCUAACGCGAUAUCGACUCAGGCGGAAAACCUACGAGAAGUGCGACACAUUUUUGCCAAAAUGCAAAUGUAUGACGAUCCGUCAGCCCAAGGCGGUCAAAAUCCGGCAGCGGCCUGA
Messenger RNA from Colletotrichum chrysophilum, 2127 nucleotides. RefSeq lists its product as uncharacterized. Gene Ontology annotation, biological process: positive regulation of transcription by RNA polymerase II. NCBI's taxonomy places the organism in Eukaryota, Fungi, Ascomycota, Sordariomycetes, Glomerellales, Glomerellaceae. Gene Ontology annotation, cellular component: nucleus. Gene Ontology annotation, molecular function: transcription cis-regulatory region binding; zinc ion binding; DNA-binding transcription factor activity, RNA polymerase II-specific. The transcript has 5 exons. The record is from RefSeq and is a predicted model, not a curated record. The coding region runs from base 1 to 2127 and encodes 708 amino acids.